AAAAAAAAAAAAGCUAGAUAGAGAGAGAAAGAGAGGUAGUUUCCUUGUUUGUUUGUUAUUAUAAUGGAGAUAACAGUAGUGGGGUUCAAAUGGUCAACCCAUGUAGAGAGAGAUAGAGAGACUUUUCAUAAUUCUCUCUCCACACCAUAUUCGUUCCUCUACUCAUUCAUUCCUUUGAUUAUUAAUGAUAGAUAGCCACCCACCCACCCAACCCUCACAACAUCAACAACAAAAGUCUUCUUCUAUCAUUCUCUUCUUCAUUCUUCAUUUAAUUUCCUCUCUCUCACUCAAUAUAUACAUCCCUUUUAACAGACUCAUAUUCUUCAUUCCUAUAUACCACACCAAAUAUAUCUCAACCAUAUAUAACAAUACAUCAAAUUAAGAUAGAUGGGUUUUGAUGAUAUUUGUAAUACAGGCCUUGGGUUAGGAUUAGGGUUUACAGUCUCAUCGGACGAUCAGAGACCGAAGAAGGCGUCGGACAACAUGGGGAAGGAGAUGAGGAGUUUCGAGCCGUCGCUAACGUUAGGUCUUUCGGCCAAUACUUAUGAUCAAGUAGGUAAGAAGAUUGAUCAUGUGAUGAGCAACGAGUGUGCAGCAGUUCAUGAAUUAUAUCGUCAAGAUAGUGGUGCUUCCUCCUUCUCUAAUGCUAGUGUGAAGAGGGAGAGAGAGGUUGGAAAUGAUCAAGAGGUUGAGAUAGAGAGGGUUUCUUCAAGGGUGAGUGAUGAAGAAGAUGAUGGUCUGAAUCCAAGGAAAAAACUUAGACUCACCAAAGUUCAAUCUGCCCUUUUAGAGGAAAGCUUCAAACAGCACAGCACCCUCAGUCCAAAACAAAAACAAGAUUUAGCAAGGGAGUUGAAGCUAAGGCCUCGACAAGUAGAAGUUUGGUUCCAGAAUCGGAGAGCCAGGACAAAGCUUAAGCAAACAGAAAUGGACUGCGAGUUCUUGAAGAAAUGCUGUGAAACAUUAACGGAUGAGAACAGAAGACUACAGAAGGAGGUCCAAGAACUGAAGGCACUGAAAUUGGCCCAACCCUUCUACAUGCAACUGCCGGCAGCCACCCUCACCAUGUGCCCGUCGUGCGAGCGGAUCGGCAGCGCCGCCAACAAUACCUCCAAGAGCCCAUUCACAAUGGCUCCAGACCCUUCUCACUUCUACAGUCCCUUCACCAAUCCAUCCGCAGCUUGUUAAUUUAAUUAAUUAGUUGUUUAAUUAGUAUAAUUUGCCAGCCAAAUAGAACUAAACUUUUCCAUACAGUCCCAAGUCCCAACCUUUUUUUUUUUUUUUGGCUAAGUGCAUCUAAUGAAUGAUCUUAGUGUUAAUUAUAGAAAAAUAGAAGUUAAUCAUCAAUCUUCUCCUCUUACUA
Cornus florida is the source of this 1363-nucleotide messenger RNA. Its product is annotated as homeobox-leucine zipper protein HAT22-like. NCBI's taxonomy places the organism in Eukaryota, Viridiplantae, Streptophyta, Magnoliopsida, Cornales, Cornaceae. Gene Ontology annotation, biological process: regulation of DNA-templated transcription. The record is from RefSeq and is a predicted model, not a curated record. The coding region runs from base 388 to 1188 and encodes 266 amino acids. Gene Ontology annotation, molecular function: DNA-binding transcription factor activity, RNA polymerase II-specific; sequence-specific DNA binding. The transcript is spliced from 3 exons.